Messenger RNA from Amyelois transitella, 8977 nucleotides. RefSeq names its product USP6 N-terminal-like protein (gene RN-tre). The coding region runs from base 517 to 2358 and encodes 613 amino acids. The transcript is spliced from 6 exons. Lineage: Eukaryota; Metazoa; Arthropoda; Insecta; Lepidoptera; Pyralidae. The record is from RefSeq and is a predicted model, not a curated record.
GUUCUUUUGUCCUUGUCCAUUUUGGAUUUUGAUUGGGUUUGUCCGUUUUGAAAAAGUUGUUCCCCUCGCCUCGCCCAUCCCUCGCCUAUUUCCGUCUCGUUUCGCCUCGUUUUGCUUUGCUUCUUUCUUGUGUCGUGUAACCAUAAAAAAGAAAGGGAGUAACAUCCUGUAAUUCGUGAUAAUUGUGCCUCAAAAUAAAUUAUUGUUCAAUAGAACAACAAAAAAAUAUAUUUGGUUUCCAGCGUAAUGUCCUUGUGUAAAGUUUAUGUUUCGAGUUUAUGACAUGCAUGACAUGGGAACGUCAUUCAAAUAUUUUGUCUGGCGUCCGCGAAUUGAAAUUGUAAGGUGUAAGGGCGGUGAUGUUUGUUAAUUUAGUUCAUGUAAGAUGGGUUGAUUGGGGUAGUACAUAGUAUAGGCAGGUUAUUUUAUGUGUAUUGUGUAAAGUGAUUGGAAAUUUUAGUAGGUCAAACCCGGACGUAAGUUGUGUUUCGGUAUGUGGCACAGUCAGGCCGUGUUAUGAAUGAGGAGGCUCUGUUAGUACGGGCUUCCGAGGAGCGGGAGCGUAUCUUCCAGAGGUACGAGCGUGGCCGAGAGAACCUAGCCGGCCAGAUAGAUCCUUGGGAAGACCCUGAAUUUGAAGAGUAUCACAAAACUGACAGAUAUGGCUUCAUUCACGACGAGCGGUUGCCGCAGAAAACGGCGCCUCAAAAGAUCAACGUCGAGGUGGAAAGGGAAAAGAAAUGGGUGAAAAUGCUCGCCACGUGGGACUCCCCCGCCACGAAGGAGAAACUACACAGGCGGAUAUACAAGGGCAUUCCAAAGUCACUGCGAAUGAAGAUAUGGUGCAAAUUACUCGAUAUAAAUAGAGUUAAAUCAGAGAGUCCCGGAAAGUACCAAGAAAUGUUAAAACUAGCGAAGCAGUGGUCCACAGACGUAAGACAAAUAGAUUCAGAUGUCAACAGGCAGUUUCGAGAACAUCAGUUUUACAGGGAAAGAUAUUCGGAAAAGCAAUGUUCCCUGUUCAAUGUGCUAUGUGCCUACAGCAUUUACAAUUCAGAAGUUGGUUACUGCCAAGGCAUGUCCGGCUUGGCCGGUGUUCUUCUAAUGUACAUGGAUGAAGAGGAUGCCUUUUGGGCUUUAGCUAUACUCUUGUCAGACAAGAGGUAUUUGAUGCACGGAUUGUAUGUCGAAGGCUUCCCAAAGUUAACGAGAUUCCUGGAACAUCAUGAUAAAAUACUCACAAAGUUCAUGCCAAAAUUAAAACACCAUUUUGAUAAAUUUGGUUUGGAUGCAAUACUUUAUUCUCUCAAAUGGUUUUUUGUUUGUUUCGUCGAGCGAGUGCCCUUUAGUCUGUGUUUGCGAGUGUGGGAUAUAUAUUUGUUGGAUGGUGAAAGAGUGAUCACUGCUAUGGCCUAUACGAUACUCAAGCUUCACAAAAAAGCAAUCAUGAAGUUACAUGAUAUGGAUCUGAUUGUUAAUUAUAUUCAGGUGAAGCUUCAUAAAGAUUUUGGAUAUGACGACGACAUUGUUAUAUAUCAUCUCGAACGCUCAAUGGAUGAGCUGAAGAGAGCGAAGUUAGACUAUCCAGGACCCCCACCACCCAGUGAGCUACCAAAACGUGCACUUGGCAUGUUUGUUGAGCCAGACAAGAAAUCCAAAAUUGGCCAGCGGGCUGAGAAUUUUUCAGAGACUGAAAAGCAAGCUCGUGCUACUGUGAUAUUAAGACGAGAAAAAGCGGCAAUGGAGUUGCAGGAACUACGCGUAUCGCAAAGCGACACAGUUUCAGAACACAGCGGGGUGGCGGGAGGCGUUCGUUGCGACGACUCCGUGUCGGCCUUGGGUUCUAGACGCUCCUUGGCCGAUACCAGUGUGACCAGUACAGCGGACCUGAGUGUGUUUUCUAGUGGAAGAUCCCAUGCCCCGGAUAAUUCACUGGACACGCAUAGCAACGUUAGCGACGAUGGCACUGGGUCAGAUGGUUCUGGAAUCUGCGGCCUAAGUAUACAGAGGGCGCCAUCGACGACGCACUCUACCCCGCGGGCCACGCCUCAUCCGCCCUCUGUCUCGCCGCUUUCUGAUGACGUCGUUCGUAUACAUGUCACGUACAACCCACUCGCUGCUAGUCCAUCCCACUUGCACCCAGUUAGUCCCUCCAAGUAUAAGGCCUACGCCGAGGAGCAUCACAAACCGGUCACCUUAGGCUUCUACCAGGGUAACGGAGCCAACAACCUUCCUUCAGAUAACAGAAUUAGAAUACAAGUGCCCUCUGAAGAACUCUUGACACCAGUCGUCGACUCUGGAAGAAUAAUUACCCCACGAUAUAUAGAAUCUCAUUCGGAUGUGUACGAUCUGAAAUAGUAUGUCAAUUUAUAUGUAUGUGUUGCACGUUAAUAAGUCACUGAUUCGCAGCGUUUAUAAUUGUUAGUCCUCGAAACUUAGAGUUAAGGUACGGUCACAUCUACACAUUAUGCGGUUGCAGUGGUGUAGAUUUCUUGAAAUAAUCUAAAAACACAUGUUCUUAUUUGUGUAAACUAGUGCACUUAUAUACAAAUCAAAUAGUUUUACAGAAAAAAUAUUUGAGGAAAAAGUAGAAAAGUUUCAAGUACAGGCAAAACAUAAAUUUUGCAUAAGUAGAGAUUACUCUUUUCACAUUAUCAUCUAUUAAUGUCGUUAUUCUAGGACGAUGUUUUUUUUUUAAAUUUCUACUUCGGGACUUUGUUCAUGUAGGAAUUUACAAAUGUUAUUUCAUCCUAAGAAAAAUAACAUUUUCCAGAUGUCACAUUUGUCGCAAGAUGCCCUAAAACUGAACCCAAAUUCAAGUGUGAAGAUGUCAAAAUGAUAAAACAUAAUAGACAUAUUCUACUAGCUCCAUGCGUAUGAAUUUCAAAAUUAAUAUGUAGGUAUUUAAGUUAUUAUUUCAUUCUGGUUACAAACAAAAAUUAUUAAAUUCAGUUUAUAAUAAAAUUUAUUAAAAAAGUCACCUCUGCCGCAAAAAGGAAGGCAUAUGUUUAGUCUCUGACCGAAAAUUUUAAUAAUUUAUUAAUUGCUACCGCGAAAGUAUUUUUUUUUAUUAAGUGCACUGCGCAUGGGUGGUAAUGCACAUAAAUGAGUAUUACUUUCUAUAAUAUGUAUGUAUAACUAAGCGACUUUGUAAGUCAAUUUGAUAUUAAUUGUUGAACUUUAUACACUUAGGAUAUACAACGAAGUCUAUACUGAUUUUCCAUCCUCCAACAUUUUUUAUAAAAUAGUUUAGAAGAUACAGUUUCAGAAAGACGUCUAAUGUUAUGAAUUUAUCAUUGUAUUAGGUGUUUAUCUUUUGCAAGUUGAAUAAGACAAAUUAUUAACUUAUAACGAGAAUAUAAAGUGUUCACUUACUAAGUACUUAGUUGAUAUAUUUAGUAAAUUAUAACUCAAACUGUACUCCAAAAACUAUUUUGCCAAAUGUAAAUGAUAAGUUUCCUAUUUCACUUGUAUUUUGGUUUAACUUUAUUUAAAUUAACAAUUUUGUAGGGCCAAAAGUUUAGAUGUUGUAAUUCGAUACUCAAAACUAAUCUCAUUAUAUUUACACAUUUUAUUUGCAGAAAUAUACAUUAUGUGAUUAAGAAAAAAGCUAUAAUAAACGUAAUAGAAUUUACAAAAGCAAUAUAACACGUCUUAGUGUAACAUAAAGAGAGAAUAUUAGGAUAUUAUUCAAGUUUUAAAUCAACUGUGUAGUUAAUUUUGUAAGGUAUAUACGCAAGUGUUUAUAUUAUUUUUGAUAUUGAUAUAAGCUAAAUAAAUCAUAACACCAAUCCAUCAUCGUGAAAUCACGGUGAGCACUUUGUCGGAAGGAUAUUGUGUAAAGGCGGGGUCGCCAUCGGAGAGUGAUGUAUAAAGUUAGCACUGACAGGGCCGCCAUGUGAGGUUGAUAUCAAGUGAAAGGUUGGGAAUUUCGAUGAAGAUUUCCUUAUAAUAUCUUUAGAUUUGACGUAAUAGAAGUGCUGCGCAUUAGGACAUGACAUUAUUUGAGUAAUCUUGAUGUGAAAUUUAUACAAAUUGUUUAAUUUUAAAAAAGAAUGGGGCGCUAUUUUGUUUGAUAAACAUAUAUGUAGAUUGAUAAUUAUUUAAUAAAUGUGGCCUAACUGUUCGGUGUGUUCUUCAAACUAACCAAAAACCGUUCUUCAAAAUAAACAAAAGCCUCUUUCCCGCUAAAGAAUGCGUCAACCAUAAAAUUCUGUGUGAUGUCAUACUUGUUUAUUAAAAAUGACUAAUGUCCCCAUAAUAUUGGAAUAUACUAUUGAUGGAAUUAAACUUUAACGAAAAUAUUUAAAUUCUACUACAAUUAUUGAUGUUUAAAUUAGGAAGACGAUAUUAGGCAAUUUCCCUUAAGGGAUAAACAGUCAUAAUAUGUGUAUAUUUUUAUAGGUUUUGGGUGAAGCGUUUUUGAGCUUCACCACUAAGUAUUGUUAUUCACUCUUAAGAUUAAUGGUUCUUAUAGUGAAAUCGAUUUUAAGCACACGUUCUAAGAGUUAGAUGAAUUCUCUUCCCUUGAUAUGAAGGAUGGUGCGAUGAUAAAACUAUUUACAUAUAAUAAUGAAAAAAAAAAAACAUAGAAAGCUUGCAUUCAAAAAUAUAUUACGCACUUCCAAUACUUUAGGUAUUGACUUGUACUAAACUUGAUAUUAAAGACAAUGUUUAGUUAGUUAGCUUCAAUCGUAUCUUAAAAUGUUCGAUAUCAUUGGGAAAUCAUAAUCAAAUUCGAAAAACGAAUCGUCAUCCAUUGAAAAACCUUCCUCAGAAUUCGGUGCAAGAUUGAACACCAAAAGUUUUUAUAGCACGAAUAAAUCAAACCUCUGAUUUAGUCAAUGUUUGUACCGUAUUGUGUAAAAGAAAAUAUGUACAUGGCUCUAGGAAAAGCACUCUUAAUGUAUUGUAAACCGACUUAUAUAAGUAUGUGUAUUAUAGUUAACUAGUUGGUUGCUAGAUGUUUAUAAAGAUCGUAUUUAUUGUAAAAGAAUUGUAUUGCACCUUAUAUUAAUAACAAGUAUAAUAGCAUUCUUCUUUUAUUUUUGCUAGAAUAGAAAUCGCAUUUAGGAUCUUGGAAGUCGUUAGAGUUAGACAUUAGCCGUCUGUUCCGAGGUGGCUCUCUGAAACAUUAUCUCCUGUUUAAUUAGUACCAUUAAUCUUAUGAAGAAAUGUCUCUAAAAGGGAGAGACAGCAAACAUCACGUUUGGAAAUUUGAGCGAAGCGACUCAUUUAAUGGAUAUAAGCAGCGCUUAGCAGUCGCUUCAAUGAGUAACGAAACCUUGGGUUGGCGGCUAAUAGUUGAAAUAAACCUUUAAAUAUUACGAAUUACUAAACUUUCAGUGAGAAAUGCAAUAAUGUCAGUAAAACUGUUAAGUGAGAUCUUAGAAUUAAGGUAUUUAUAUGCGAUAUUGUUGUACAUAUUGAUGUACAUAUUGCUGAUACACCAACCGUAUUGGGUAUAAAUCUAAUUGCGAAAAGUCGUUUUCAAAUAUUCAAUGCUAGUUUCAUAAGCUUGUCAAAGUAGGUAUAUAUUUAUUUAAUAGGUAUAUUGGAUGUUCUGCAGAUCAUGUAUUUCUUAUAAGUAAAUUGUAUCACCUUAAUGGUCUUUGGCUCUGAUAAUAGUGCUUGUAAUUCUCCAUGAUACCUAUAAAACGUAAUCGGAAUAACUAGAAAGUUGUGACUCAAGUUGUGACAAAUGUCAAAAAUAUCACCGAUUGAUAAUAAUCUUCAACCAUUAUAAUUAAAACUCAAUCAAAUAUGUAUAUUAUUUUUAAUUCACUUUUACAAUUUUUAAUAGUAUUACCUUUAUUUUACUGGUCUGUGUUUCGUCUGAAAUGUAAAACUUCUCCUUAUACGGUUGAACCCACCUGUUUAUCUUACAUCGUAAAAUUUUGCUAAGCGCCAUGACAGCCGUAAUAGUUUUACUUAUUUCUUUUUUAUUUUUAGUAUCGUUCCGUCCUGCUGUCAUUGUAUCUAAGCUGCAUUUUAUUGGGAAAUCCAUGCAUAAUGAUCUUGAAGUAAAAACUAUCAAGUUUGCUAUUUUAGUGACGAUAUCAUGUAGUUAAUUUGAAAUUUUAAAAUUAUGUCGACUGUAAAAACAUGUAUAACCCCAAUGAAAAAUUAUAUUUGAAAUGUGUAGUAAUAUGUAAGUAUGUACGCAUGCAAUGUAAGUAUGGCGUCACAAUUUAAAGGCACAAUGUUUACAUUUAUAGGUACCUAAUUUGUUGGCUGUACGACACCACAAGUCAUAUAUUUGCAUAUUUAAGGGUUGUGGCAAUAGCAAUAUUUUAUAACUGACAAUUAUCAAAAUUGUUAGUUUUAAUUUUGAUAAUUAUCGUGUUAUAUACCUACUGCUAAUUUUCGUAAUAAUCCCUAGUAUAACACAUUACAUCAUCUAUCCGAAUAUAAAUCGCUGGCGAGAAAAUAAUAUUGAUUCUGACCAUAUGGUCAACUUAGCAAUUAAUAAUAGAUUUUAUUGUAGAAGUUGUAGUAACCAAAGUAAAUACUGCAAAUUGUUAUAAGAGAUGUGAUAUUGUGAAUACGCCGAAUAGGUUCGUUGCUAUCGCGACCGUCAAUGUCGAACAUUCAUGGAAAUUGUGAAAUGAAUAUUGCAAGCAGCAUUUUUAAAUACUUACAGCCAUUCAUCCCUUAUGUGAUGUACAAGUAAUUGACCUGUGGUGCUAACCGUUAAAAUUAUGGCAACCUUUUAAAAUAUAAUAACUGUAGAUGGACGUCCAAAGUUUUGUUAAAAUGUGCCAUUUCUAAAAUUUAAGCAUAAUCUGGUAAGCCACCGCAUUUUAUUUUUUUUUAUCAUUUUUGUAAGUGCUUCGCUUGAUUAAUUAUAUAAUCCGUAAUAAUUUAAUAGUCUUUUAUAAAUUUAAGUUCUUUAUUCCGAAUAACGCAAGAUUUAAAAUGAUUUUAACGUGUAGUUGAUAUUGCAAACUUAAAAAUUUUAACGAUGACACUUAUUGUUAAAAACGUACAAGUAUUGACCAUUAUUGUUAUAUACUUGUAUGGAUGUUUGUAGUUACAUUUAGUUAUUUAAAAGAAUAUUUUUCUUUUCUUUUGAGAAUUAUAGCAACGAGUAAAGCAAUUGUUUUGUUUUUCAUUUAAUUUAUUUAAUAAAGGAACCGUCAGAAGUGUUUUAACAGUCCGUUUCUAGGUGUGGGUUUAGGUAGUUUGCGUACCUGCCGUGGGCAUGUACUACUACUACUUAUGACUCUUUUCUGAGUAAACCUGCGCAUUCUGGAAACCAGAACAUACCAUUAUUCAAACUGGCCAAUUUAUGUAACAUAUGUAUAUAACACUUCAACAAACUUUAGUAAUUCUUGUCUCAUCAUAGUAUAAGACGCUGUUGGCUGAGAACUAGGAUAUAAUUUGGGCAUGUUAUAAAGACCCGUUAGAUACCUGAUACCUUUUGUGUGUUGGUACUAGGAAAGCUGUUCAUAAAAAUAAAACCAUAUAAAUAUGUAUUUACUUCAUUUGUGUAUAUUCACAGCAAAGGUAUUGCGCGUAUUAUGCAUAAAAAUAACAUCAUUAAACUGAUAAUACAUACAGGCAUUUUUCAAAACAACAGAUAUCAGUCGUGAAUAAUUCCUAUAUGUAAGUACUUUGUGGCAUUUAAACUGUUAUACGGACAAUCGUAUCAAAUAGGAACUUUUAAUUAUAAUAAAUUAAUUUUUAAUCGGCAUUCAAUAAAAUUGUUGCAUUUGUUCUUUAAAAUACAUAAUUUUGCAGAAUAUUAUAUAAAUCUUAUAGUAAGGAUAGUAUUAGGACUCGUUUCAAUAAAUGUAAGAUUUGUAGAGAGAGGUUAUCACAGAGCAAAUCAAAAUAGCCGACGCCGGCUUUUUAAGUCUCUGCAAUAUUACCAAUUUUUUCGUUAAUACUAGUAAGAUUUUUAUAUAAAAAUCGGUGAUAAAAGUACUAUUUUCAUAAACAUUAAUACAUUGGUUAUAAUAUGUGUAUAAUUAAUAUAAUGAUAAAAAUGGAUGCAAUUCACCUCUGCAUAUCAAAGCACCCAUUAAUGAAAACUGCUCUUACGCAUAAAAAUUGAACAAGUUGUAAGUAAAUAUAAAUUAUUUGUAAAGUCCAUGAUUUAAAAUAUACUUCGACAAAUAACAUCAAUCUUUGGAUACCUAUUCAAUAUCUAUUUUGAAGGCCUCUUUUACAAAGAGUAUACAGUCAUGCAAAUUAAAAAAGCAAGAUUCUAAUCUGACCCAAAUGUAAUAUUUUAAAACCUAUUAUAUAUUUAAUAAGAAAGUCGCAGAUAGAUUCUUUAUGUAGUAACUAUAUUAUUAAUUUUAUUUGAUUGGGUUUGUCAAUUUCCUUUUAAACUCUGUUUCUUAAUCUGGAUAAUAAAGCAAUUCUGCGGUCUUCAGUCAUUUAUCUUAAUAUAUAAUGAACAAAGAAGUCACCUUUAAUCUAGAUGUCAUCCAACACAAACAGAGAUUAAUUCCAGUUUCUGAUGUAACGAACACAGAAUUGCUUUAUGUAAUCAUCUGGAUUGGAAAAUGUGUAAAUUUAUUUUACUUUGAUAUUUUUGUUUAGGCAAUACCCUAUAAAAAUAGUUUUUUAUAGAGUAUUGACUGUUUACCCAAUAAAAAUAGGUCUUAAAAAUCUUUUUACCUAAUAAAAAUAUCAAAAUUCAACUACGAACAUUCAACGUUAUUACUUUUAAUUUACAUAAGUAUUGGAAACUUGAAACUUGAUUUCCCAUUUAAAUGUAAGUAGAUACCUACUCACUAAACAUUCCUAAAUAAAAAAUCGAUCUGUGCAAUCACUAAUUACUUAAAACUAAAUGCAAUGACAGCCUGUUUCCGAUAGCUAGUUGAUUAUAAAAUAACCAUGCACACAAAACAGUUAUAUAGGUAAUGAAAACAUUUACCCUUUAUGUAACAAAAUACAUUUUCGCCUCUUUAGGCUUUACCCUUGAAACCAUUUCAUUCAACGACUUCAGAAACCUAUAUAAUCA